AUGCUAGUGCUAGAUUACAACUUUCAAGUUGUAGUGAUGGAGGCGCUUUACAGAAAGCUCUAUGAAAAAUACUCCAAGCUCAAGAAUGAAAAAGAAUCUCAGUUCGACAGGCUGAACUAUGAUCAAGAAGUGAAGUUCUUGAAUUUUGAAGCUGCUGCUGAUGAGAUGAUACAGUACUUGAAAAGUGAGAAUGACAAGCUGAUUGGACAAGUUGACGAAUUGAAAAGUGAACUUACCUCAAUCAGAUCUUCAAGUCAGGAAAAACAUAGCCAGGACCAAAAGCUUCUGAAUGAACAGAACCAGAAGAUAAAAGAACUCUCGGAAGAAAUUGCCCGGCUUCAAAGUAAUGAACAUAAUCAAUGCUCCUACUGUACCGUGCAUGGGGAAAUUAGACCCGGGGAGGAUGCAUCACAUGAUGAUACUCCAUCUGAAGGAACUAGCCGUGACUCGGUUAAAAACCUUGUGAAAAAACGUAAAACUGUGCUUCCUACUGAAGUUAUUACAGCCACUCCCUCAGUCAAUACAGAAUCCGACCACUUGGCAGAUCAACGUGUGCAUUUGUGUAAGCCCGUCUGCUGUGAAGAGAAUAUUUUACAUUCAGAUGGUCACUGUGUGUAUCGGAAUCUUGUCGAGUUUGUUAUUGGCAUGAAAGUCUCACCUAUUGCUCAAAGUAGUGGCGAACUGUCUGUAUUGGCCCGUCAUCCAUCCAGUGGCUAUUCAUUCAGCCUGACAUGGAUAAAGAAUUUACGAGGAGAAGUGGAAUUGAUGUACAAUGUGUUGUCAUUGGGUACAAUCGAGAGAGUUGCACACGAGUGGAUGAAGGAGACAAUUAUCUUCAGCACAAACGGGGGAAUUAGAAAGGCGACGAAAAACACAACGCUGUUGGCCGCCGGAGCAAUCGCCGCCGACGCCGGAAUUGUUGAACACCGGUACGCAUCACCUCCUCUGACGUAA
Messenger RNA from Striga hermonthica, 954 nucleotides. The record is from the annotation of a GenBank genome assembly. Lineage: Eukaryota; Viridiplantae; Streptophyta; Magnoliopsida; Lamiales; Orobanchaceae.